Messenger RNA from Naegleria lovaniensis, 843 nucleotides. RefSeq lists its product as uncharacterized. The record is from RefSeq and is a predicted model, not a curated record. The transcript has a single exon. The coding region runs from base 1 to 843 and encodes 280 amino acids. NCBI's taxonomy places the organism in Eukaryota, Heterolobosea, Eutetramitea, Acrasida, Naegleriidae.
AUGAAAUUCUGCCAUGUCACGUUUGUACCCAAUCAAAGCAACCACAAGAUUGGUAAAAGGCAUAAACCUCUCUCCAUGAUUUCCUAUUACACAGACGAUGAAAGUAACUCUACCAAAGAUCCUUUUGAUGGUUCUGUGGAUUUAUCUCAACAUUUCAACAUGCCAAUUACUGUCCCACUCUCUUCUCGAAGAAGCAUCAUGCCACUUCCUGCGUUAUUACAACCAAACACACCACAUGUGCCACAUGUCGUGCACAAAUCCAAUGUCUCUCAUUCUUCUCAGAAAAUGCAUGCACAAGAGGUAACCUCCGUCUCAACUCAAAGGCAUCCAAUGAAUCAAAGACAGCGAUUACCUUCUGUUGAAUACUCUCAACCGAUGGGAUUAAGCCUUCAGAGAAGAAUACAAAAUCUUCAAAGAAUGAAUCAAAAGCAGAUGGUCAAGUCGACAUCCCGUCGAUUUCAAAAGAAACCUCAAUAUGCAUGUCAUUUAGAUGUUUGUUAUCGAGAAGAUAUGGAAAGUAUUCCAAGUGCUAACAGUUCACUUCCAAAAUAUCGUCAUCACGAACACCCAAAAGUUAGGACGACAAGUGACAUUAUUUCAUGUCGCAGUGAGGCCAAUCUUUCAGGAAUGACCAUUCGAACCCAAUAUCAAGCAAGCUCAAUCUCUGCUCCCAUUCAACCACAAGCACGAAAUGACCAUUUGCUACAUUCAACUCCAUCGCUUCCAACCAUAGGCGCUAUAGAAACUCCAAAAACCAAAUCAACUGCCAGCACUAUUGUCCCCAAUAGAAAAAUUAGAACAUCCAUUACCUUGUUUGAAUUGUUGAAUCAUGAUGAAAAUUAA